UUUUCUGUCUCCUUUUAUAUUAAAGUGUAAGUAUUUUGUAUGAUAAAUAUGGCAGAGGCAACUCUCCUUCAGUCAGAGUUAGCAGAGGAGUUCCGGCUUGCUGCCGAACAUGUAAAAAGUACUUUGGUCAGUCGGCUUGAACCUUCACAGCUCCUUGAAUUGUAUGCCCUUUAUAAGCAAGCUACUCAAGGACGAUGCCCCCCUGAUAAACCGAGGUGGUACCAAAUGCAAGAAAAGCAAAAGUGGGAAGCAUGGAAUCGGCUGGGAGACAUGGAGCAAAGUGAUGCCAUGUCUGGCUAUGUGCAGUUGGUGUCUGAACUUGAUCCAGGUUGGACUGCUGAGCCAACCCAGGACCGACCUAGUGAAGGUUGGGUUACUGUCAGCUGUUUGAGUAACACUGAUGAAUUUAUCCAUGAUUCGGAUAAGACUGUAUUUGAUUGGGUUAAAGAGGGAGAAAUACAGCGAGUCCGCAAUGCUGUGCUUAAAGAGGGUAUUGAUGUUAAUGCUGUCGAUGCUGAAGGGAUGGGACUGAUCCAUUGGGCAUCAGAUAGGGAUAAUGUUGACAUGCUGAUUAUGCUAGUGUCCGAGUUAAAUGCUGAUGUCAAUUUGCAAGAUCAAGAAGGUCAAACUGCCCUCCACUAUGCUGCUUCAUGUGGUCAUGUUGCGGUAAUUAGGUUCCUGGUUGAACAAGGUGCUGACCAAACAAUUGCUGAUGUAUAUGGUAUGUUACCUGCUCAUGUUGCCUCGGGUGAAGAGAUGUGCCAUUUAUUUAACCCUGUCAAAUCAUCCAGUCAGUAAUGAUUCUUUCAUUGCAUUCUCUUGUGGCGCAAUAUCAUUGUCCCUUUGUUAAAAGUUGAGAGUUGUUUUGUACCAUGAUUAGAGCUUGUUGUGAAGGCUGUGUGUCAAUGCAAAAUAUAUCUAAUUUUUAUUGAA
Molecule: messenger RNA, 933 nt
Organism: Thrips palmi
Lineage: Eukaryota; Metazoa; Arthropoda; Insecta; Thysanoptera; Thripidae
Product: acyl-CoA-binding domain-containing protein 6-like
Exons: 1
Coding region: 40-798 (252 amino acids)
Molecular function (GO): fatty-acyl-CoA binding; protein binding
Source: RefSeq, a predicted model, not a curated record